Molecule: messenger RNA, 3725 nt
Organism: Toxoplasma gondii ME49
Lineage: Eukaryota; Apicomplexa; Conoidasida; Eucoccidiorida; Sarcocystidae
Exons: 6
Coding region: 606-3320 (904 amino acids)
Source: RefSeq, a predicted model, not a curated record
UUCCACGUUUUUGGAACAGUGUCUCUAGAGCUGACCAGUGGAUGCCGGUGCGUUGGCGGGUUUUCAGAAAUACAACGGCGUCGCUUUAGUGGGGCAGAUCGUACAGGACCCAAGACGAACACUGCUCAGGAAAAUUAAGAAGCAUUUUUCGUGCGUUGUUGAGCGGUUGUAUUCGGUGUCUCGCGUGAGCACCCAUGUGGGGUCGCUGCUCUCAGUUCAUGCUUUCCGCUUAGUUGUGGCAUAUUAAAUCAUGGCAAGGAAGACCCUCAUGUAUAUGCGGUCCGGCCAAUGGUUUAUAGGGGAUCGGCCUUGAAAAGGCCUAGCGUUGUCGUCAGCGACGCGAAAGUGCCGCAGGCGGCACUGGCGCUUUUGGGCGGCAUGGUACACCUGGGGUAAUCCGCCCGACGUUCUUCGCAAGCACACAGGGAUGCACCUAGCUUGCUUAUUUAUUUUGCAGUUCCUGUAGAAAACUGAAGGGAGCGUCACAAGGAACGGGAACAUUCUAGUGAAGAAGAGAGGCCCCGGACUGUCGCCCCGGCGUAACGAAUACACACACACCUUUUCACAAGGGGGCAACCGUGGUGUGUUUCGUCCAUGGCACAAGGAUGGUGCUCUGGGGGCCGCAAUUGUUGUUACAUCGGCUUAUCGCUCUUCAAGCUGUGGCGGAAUGGCUGGGCGGCCUUCAUAGCAGACCAGGAUAUCAAGGGGGAAUCGCGUUUUUCUGGUUCCGUCUCUCUCUUGAGCUUCAGGCGGUCGCUGCCAGCCACGCACCAGAUGGCGCUGCAUCCGCAGAGGGCACCGGACCUGCUGACGUUCCCGAUCGUGAUACCACAGCAUCUGGCAACCGAGGAGAAGUUCCUUCAUCGCAUGGCAGACACUCGGCCUCCGGAGUAGCACCGGUGCCAUCUGCAGGCAACGAUGGAUCGCGUUCCGCGCUUGUCAUGGGGUUAGAGCAGCAGCUAUCGCAGUUAAAAUCCCGACGGCGCAUGAUCCAAAACACCCUGUACUGUCAGCGUUCUCGCUGGUCUAGUGAAGACAGGUUUGUGACAUACAAAAUGAAAAAGGAUCCCGGGGCGUUCGAAUCUCCGGAGGCUGUAGCGCUGCUCAAGGCAAAGUACCGGUCGGAAGUCGAUAAGAAGAAACGGGAAAUAUCUGUGGUGGAGCAGACCAUUCGUGAGAUCGAAAUUGAAGAAGCAGCCCUUCUCGCAAGGCUUCUCGAAUGCCGCAGAGGAUGCAACCAGACACCAGCAGAGCAUGGGACAGAAGGCCCUCGAGGCCCGUCGACAUCAACUCGUCAGUUCCAAAGAUCGGCAGAAGCUGCAGACGUCCUACAAGGUGGCGAUGAUUCUGCACUAUCUAGAGACAGGCGACGCGUAGACACACGGAGCAGCAACCGUCUGGCCUCUGCACGGAUACUUAUGUCGCCAGCCGACUCCGGCAGUGGCGGUUCCGGGCUGCCUCUAGGUUUGGAGGAGAGGCUGGAGCUGGUGCGUGCGCAGAAACGCAAAACGCAGACUAACCUUCAAAGUCGCCGUCACCACUGGUCGUCCGAAGACGCAUAUAUCAAGUACAGGACGUUAGCGUCAAAACGGAAUCGGGCCAAAACCGGUAAGGCCGCGGAGUUUCCAUCUCCAGAAACUCUGGAAAAGUACAAGAAAUCGUAUUGGUCUCAAGUAGAUGCGAAGCGACAGGACAUGCUUGUGUCUGAGCAGUCCAUCCUUGACAUGGAAAUCGAAGAAGCUCAACUUCGCGCGAUGCUUCUCGAAUGCCGCAGCAAAGACAGUGAAGCACCAACUGAACCAAGCACGGAAGGUCACGCAGGAGCGUCGACAUCGACUAGUCAGUCCCAAGGGAUACAGACGUCGGGAUUGCAAGACCCUGAGGACGUAUCGGCGACAGCCGAAUCACCAGAUGUGCCGCGGGAGGACUCACCGCGCCCAGGCUGCUCCUGGUGGAGUACCAGCUCUCCCCCUUCAUCACUGCGGUCGACGACGAAAGGUGCCGUGCCCAGCCCUUCUGCUGAGGAUCGCAUGACGAUAUUACAGAGAGACCUCAACCUGCUACAGGCAAAGAGGACUAAUCUCGUAGCUAUGCGUCGGUUCAUUAGGGACAAGUGGAAGGACGAAGGCACCUAUGUGAGUGUGAGACUGCGGAGCCUCAACAGUCGUCUGAAGGCGAAAAACAUGGCUACCGUUGGUUUAUCGCCUGAGCUUCACCAACGCCUCUCUCAGCAAUACCGUGAACGAGCCCCACAACAUUUAGCGCGUGUGGAGGAAAUGAGCAGACAAAUAAUGGCGCUUGAGGAAGAGGCAAAGGAAGUCGCCGUUCAACUUUGGCAUGCUCGACGUUUGAGCGAUCCAGCCGUAGAGACGCAAACGCAAGCGUCCACCGUUUCCAGCGCCACGGAACCCGCAGAGACGUCGGAGGUGGCUGGGCACCACUCUCCGCGAGACACUACCCACGCACGUAGAGAUCUGGUGAAAAGUCACUCUGAGCCUGCCUUUGAGAAACCCUCGCACAAGGCCCUUUCAUUACCGUUCAUUGCCCAGGAUCCUACACCGUCAUCAUCGCCAGUGACGACCACAGGAGGGGCGUCGCGGGAGUCCACUUCUUCAUCCUCCAUCACAUUUUCCAUGGCAAGCAUGGAUCUCGCAUUUGCGGAAAGGUUCCCACACGUUGCGGGCACAUCGCCGUCUUCUCCGUCGCUGAUGUGGCGUCGCGGAACCUUCCCUUCUUUUCCGUCAGGCGACGCACAGGCGCCCGUGUCUGCGGGCCACCGGACCAGCGGUGAUUGCGGCGAACCUCCACAUUCUUUACCCCCGCCCUUCGAACACCCCGGUGCUGCGCAUACUACUGGGGACCCGCGCACAGAGAGUAAUAUUCCUGAGGACAUCCUGGAGUUCGUUCUGUCCCAUUCCGCACCAGCAGCGACUGCAUAUGGGGACUGCGCUGCGCUCCUCGCAGAAUCGACACCCUCGUUCAUUCAGCCAUGGAGUCCAGAAUAUUCGCCACCACCGAUCGUCUCCGCGAGCGAGCACGCGGCAACGAGUUCGUCGUGGCCCCACCCGACUACGAGUGCCUCGGACGAAGGCGCAGCACCCUGCGCAGUCCCAGCUAGUAGCAGCGCAUUUUCGGGGCCAUGGUGGAGCUCGCCUCAACCACAGCGCUCCUGGCGUAGGCAUCCCACACACCUGAAUACACAUCCGAACAGUGACAUCCCCGCAUCACGAGAGUAUCCGGACGAAAUGAGAUACCAGAGUCAAGGGGGGAGCUACGUUGCCACAUGGAUCGAACAAUAUGGUCCACAUCUAAUCGACUAGUGAAUAAUCAUAGCACAUCAGUCACUUCUCCGGGUGCCGGGGGGUGGGGCGCUUGAGGACGAGUGUGUAGCAGACAUGGAGUCGUGUUGCGGCGAUGAGCGGCACGGAACCUAGUCCGAGAAGGACGUCGGCCACUGUUUCGGAGUGCCGCCACUUGUGGGUGUGUAGAGAUGGGAGCUGGUGGCAUGUCUAUUUCUUAUACGGUACAGUAGGCCGGUUUGGGCUUGCAGCACACCCUCAAUAUUUUAUGGUCUGACAAAACCACGUAUUGGCCUCUAUACGGCGGACUCGGUAAGUGCGAACACAUUCGCAGCACUGUAUUUGCUGCACUAGCCGUGAAGCGAACCUGAUACGGGGAAUAGAAUUUAUUGACAAGAGCUCCCGUGAAUCCCAGAGCGGCCCGAG